ACAUCUAUUAUUAAAGAACAGUUAUAUAUAGCAUAGCUUUGCAAAGAGCUCGCAGCCGUUCGGGGGUAAAACAGCAACAUCAAUUCAUGCCCCUUGGCUGGCCGCCAGUGACGCUGUGCGCGGCAACACACCACCAAAAUGACGACAGCCAGCGCAGUAUUAGUUUACGCUGGUAUCAGAAGACCUGAUUCAAUUGAUUCUGGUGCGUUCAAGGUGUCUACUGAGUUGUUUGGAUGGAAGAACAAGAGGACUGGUGAAGUCAUCCAGCACAAGCGCAGCGAUUUGAACAGUAUCUCCAUCAUCAAUAUAGGAGGAGGCAUGUACCAAGUUCGUUUUGACAUGAAUGCUUCAAAAGGUUAUGAAAUCUUGAGGUUUUCUGGGUUUUCGGAAAAGGCUGUCGAUGAACUGAAGCAACACUUUGAUGAACAUUUUAAAAUAUCACCAGAAGUGGGCUCUGUGGCCCACACGGGAUGGCAUUGGGGAGUUUACGGCUUUGAAAAUGACACAUUUAAAUUAACAAUCGAUGAUAAUGCCGGUAUCGACAUAGACGCAAAGGAUGUAACACAAGUCACGGUGCCUACCAAGACUGACCUUGCUGUAGAAUUCAAGCAAAACAAGGGAUACAUCAACGGAGAUGAACUCAUGGAAAUACGUUUCUGCAUACCUAACAAGCCAGAUGUUGACGAUAAUGAACUGGCUUUAGAAGAUCUUAAACAGACCUUCCUGCUCAAAGCAGGUUUGGACGAACUCAAGUCCGAGACAUUGGCGUUCCUUACAGAUGUACCUCUUAUCGUACCAAGAGGAAGAUUCGAAAUCGAGUUCUCACGCAAACAUAUCAAAUACCAUGGAAAGAGUUACGACUACACCAUGUUCUUCACCAAUAUUUCUCGCAUGUUUCUUGUUCCUAAACCUAACAGCCCACAUAUCAACUUUAUCAUUGGGUUGCACCAGCCAAUGAGGCAGGGUCAAACGAGGUACCCUUUCGUUGUAAUGCAGUUUGACGCCGAAGAAGAUAUUGAACUAGAAAUAAACAUGCCCGAGGAGGACCUCGAAUCAAUGAAGCUUGAGAAGGUAAUGACCGGUAAAACGUUCAACGUUGUCACCAAAUUAUUUGGCACUUUGGUAAACAAACCCAUCGUGGUUCCCGGAGAAUUCAAAUCAGAAAAGGAAGAAGCGGGUUUCUCAUGUACAUACAAAGCUACAAGCGGAUACAUGUUCCCGCUCAACAGAUCGCUGCUUUUUAUUGUCAAACCUGUUAUAUUCAUUAGAUUCGAUGAGAUUAUAUCUGUUGAAUUCAGCAGGACCGGUGUUUCUACACAAAACAGAUUCUUCGCUUUCAGCAUUUCGACUAAGAAUGGUCAAGAAUACGAGUUCACCAAUGUAGACCGUGCCGAGUUCGAGCCCUUGUCUAAGUACCUAGCCUCAAGAGAUGUUAAGAUCAAGAGGCUUGAUGAGCAAGAUGCAUCAGCUAUGUACAGAGCAUCACAGUUAGAAGAAGAAGGUGAUGAUGACGAUGAAGAAGAUGAGGACUUUGAAGACGAUGGAGAAUCCGACGACGACGAUGAAUCUGAAGAAGAAGACGAAGGUUCAAAUUAAAUACCUAAUUAACAUCAAAUAA
Babesia bovis T2Bo is the source of this 1618-nucleotide messenger RNA. RefSeq names its product Structure-specific recognition protein (SSRP1) family protein. NCBI's taxonomy places the organism in Eukaryota, Apicomplexa, Aconoidasida, Piroplasmida, Babesiidae. Gene Ontology annotation, cellular component: FACT complex; nucleus. The record is from RefSeq and is a predicted model, not a curated record. Bases 139 to 1596 code for a protein of 485 amino acids. The transcript is spliced from 7 exons. Gene Ontology annotation, molecular function: nucleosome binding; histone binding; DNA binding.